This is a messenger RNA of Drosophila willistoni, 570 nucleotides long. RefSeq names its product glycine-rich protein 23. Bases 1 to 570 code for a protein of 189 amino acids. Lineage: Eukaryota; Metazoa; Arthropoda; Insecta; Diptera; Drosophilidae. The record is from RefSeq and is a predicted model, not a curated record. The transcript has a single exon.
AUGAAACCCUUUGCCUGUAUUUUGGUUAUCCUGGCUGCUGUCCUAUCCGUGGGACAGGCCUCUCUUGGCGGCUUACUCGGCGGUGGCGGCGGCGGCGGCGGUGGCGGUGGCGCUGGAGGAAUCGGCCAAUUGUUGCAAAGCAAAUUGGGUGGACUUGGCGGAGGAUUGAGCGGUGGAUUAGGCGGAUUGGGCGGUGGAUUGGGAGGAGGAUUGGGUGGCAAACUCGGAGGCGGCGGUGGUGGUGGCGGCGGCGGUGGCGGUGGAAGCUAUGGUGGUGGCUACUCUGGUGGUUCAAGCUACGGCGGUGGUUACUCUGGUGGUUCAAGCUACGGCGGCGGAUACUCAGCACCAGCCCCUGCUCCAGCACCCGUUGAAAAAGUUAUCAUUGUCAAAGUCAUCAAUGAAGGUCACUCUUCGGGAGGCGGUGGUUACUCCUCCGGCGGUGGCUACUCCAAUGGCGGUGGUUACUCCUCCGGCGGUGGUUACUCCUCAGGCGGUGGUUACUCCUCGGGUGGUUACUCCUCCGGCGGUGGCUACUCCUCAGGCGGUGGCUGGAAAAAAGGCUGGUAA